AUGUCCUUUAUAGCUGGGAAGAAGCUGGAGCUGAAGCAACUAGCAGAGAUAGAUGGAGGACUGUUCCGGCUUGUAUUUGGUGGACAGUCUGGAGGGAAAGGAACAUUAGAUGUUUUGAAGACAGAAGCAAUCCUGUGCAGAAGAUCAAACUCAAUUGUAUUCUUCUUUUUUGUUUUUGGUGCAAACAGAUCUUUUACUACAGUGCUGGAGGCUAACCCUUGGAGAGAAACACCUAAACCUGUAUACGUGCUGACCCAGAGGGAGAAUCAGUUGUGUACAAUGAAGACCCGGAAAAACCAAAGUGAAGUUGAAAGAGAGCUUGGGAUGUUGUUCUCGAAAGGUGGAAAAUGGAAAAACCGUGCAAAGCAGCCAGAAGCUGACACAAGAUUUCAGAUGCUUGUUGAGGAUAUCAGAGAGGGAGUACUUGUAUUUGAGGAUGAAAAUGAGGCUGCAAGAUACUGUGACUUGCUUCAGGGAGGUGGUCAAGGCUGUGAAGGUGUUGCUGAGAUCGAAGCUUCAUCAGUAUUUGAUCUAUGCCGGAAGAUGAGGGCGCUCGCAGUUCUAUUUCGUCGGGGCAGAACACCUCCUUUGCCUGAAAGCCUCAAGCUAAACUUAAGGGCACGCAAGCGCUCGCUCGAAGACCAAGAGAACUUAAUGUAACGUUCCUGCAUUUGAUUUACGCCGAGUACAGGUGAUCUCAGUUGUCUAGUAUGCAAAACAUAUUGGACACAGUAAUAUAAUUCUUCUCUGUGCAGCUAUUUUAGCCUGUAUAGCUCUGACAUGUAUAUAAUAUGUCACAUAAUUCUAAUGAUUAAUGUAUAUAAAGGAUUCUCAGAUGCAUGAUGCAUCCCCACUCAAA
This is a messenger RNA of Nicotiana tabacum (common tobacco), 859 nucleotides long. The record is from RefSeq and is a predicted model, not a curated record. Lineage: Eukaryota; Viridiplantae; Streptophyta; Magnoliopsida; Solanales; Solanaceae.